Echinostoma caproni is the source of this 1575-nucleotide messenger RNA. The record is from the annotation of a GenBank genome assembly. NCBI's taxonomy places the organism in Eukaryota, Metazoa, Platyhelminthes, Trematoda, Plagiorchiida, Echinostomatidae.
AUGCAGCCAACGUCUCUCGGCUUGUCUCAGUCCGCUGCUUUAGCACCAACAGCCUCUGGUUUGUUGUCCUUGGGUACACGGUAUACUCCCUCCUCAGCAUCUGCUUUCGGCACCAAUGCAGUACCUAGUGGUGCCACUGGCACCAUAGUUACUCCUACCGGCGCAGGUCUGGUUUCAGCAACUGUCAGUGGCCUUGGUGCUGACCGUGAUCCCAAUUACCGGUUAGCAGCGGCAAUCGCGGGAACUGGCGGUCGGGGUCGUCCAAGGGGUCGGCGUCCAUUGCGAGGACAAUUUCCCGUUGUACCCAUCGACAUGGUCCGUCAAUUGGGGAUUGAACAACAAGUCAUUCUUCAACCUGCUGCACCUGUCGCAAUGCGGAAUAAAGCUGUCCUCUGUCGUCCCUUGUCAGCUUCCCGAAAAACACAGGCCAGCACUGUGCAGUAUGAGGGCGUUGAGCCGGACACUAGCAUGACCACGCAGACUGAAGACUUGGAUGAAUUUCAUACAUCUCGCCCGCAACAACGUAAAGAAGUGAAGUUGAAAGAUGGGAGUACAUUCCACGGCGACGAUGCUGAAGAUGAAGAAAUGCCAACUGACACGGGUGAAGCAGUAGCUUCCAGGCGCAAAACACUUGAUGCGGAGACAUCAACAGUUAACCAUAUUUUCUGUGUGGAUAAUGACUCACAAACAGACGAAUCUGAGCCUGCCGAACCGCCCGCCACACCCCAAGUGAUACCUAUCCCAAUUCCAGUACCAAUCUAUGUGCCUGUCCCAAUUUGUCUCUACGCUCGUCCAGUUCCAUACCUGCUUCCAUUCCCGCUUCCAUGUAUGGUUCCUCUACCAUUGGACUUGAGCUCAGAAAAAACAUGCAUAGCACCACCUGAAUCUGAAACAGUCUCAGAGGAAACUAAAAAGGAAUUGAGCGCAUCCCCGUACUCCGAAGCUGAUGUUGAUUCUGACACAGAGCUGCCACAAGCUUCAGAAGAGUCGGACUCCUUGGUAAUUGCCGCUGAACCAACAGCGUCGGAACCUGAAACACAGCCGAGAAUCAGCCCCGAAGGUUUGCUGAUUUGUCGGAUUGAAGAAGAGCACUUAUGGGAAGCUCGUCAGUUGGGUGAUCAGAGUCCAGAGAUAUUGCUUUUCACAAUGCUGUAUUUCAACACAAAGCACUUCGGAUUGCGUUUGGGCGCUGCGCAUCGCCAGUUGACCCUGGCUCACUUUCAACUGACCGAUGAAGAAUCACCCAAUACCGCAAUUCUAUGCCACCUUCCCGAUGCGGUCUUCGGUGGAGCGGCCGACGGGACUACUACUCUUCGUGUCGAAAUGAAUAUUGAUUUCCCUGAGCGAUGUCCCGUUGGUUUGUUCAAAGCGUAUCUAUCUAGAUGCCCUCCGAACAUGCUUGCUUCACCUGAGGCUUUUUACUUGAUACCAACGUACCCCCCUGAUGGUUCGUCCAUUUGGUAUUCUACCACGCCUAUGGAUCCGACUGAGUUACAGGUUGUCCUGAAUCGGAUCAAGAUGGUGAAAGAGAUCCAAGAAGCAUUUAUGAACGGUCAGCCCGAAGGAGGAUUCUAG